CUACAGCCAUAUUUACUGUAACGCCACAACUGCGGCUUUUAAGAUGGCGGCGCCCGUAAUUGAAACAUGUCAUAUAGCUUGUUGUGCCAACAGGACACCAAAUGUUGUUUCUUGGAGUCGUGGAGGAACCAUUGCUUUUGGGACAUGUAACUCCGUGGCUCUGUACGACCCACAGGAGAGAAGAGUUGUCGCUGUGCUGAAUGGACACACAGACAGAGUGAAUACAGUUCAGUGGAUUCACAGAGAGGACUGUGCUUCAGAGAACCAUCUUGUCUCAGGAGGCUCAGACUAUCGACUCAUCGUUUGGGAGACUCAGAAUGGGAAGUUCAUCCAGUCAGUGGAGUGUAAGGGCCAUACUGGUCCAGUUUGUGCUGUGGACGCCAUCUAUGUGGAAGACUCAAAGAUCCUGGUUGCUUCCUCGGCAUCCGACUCAACAGUCAGACUGUGGCUCUGCAAUGAAACCAAAGAAGCUGUGUGCCUCCAUACCUUAUCCUUUGGCAGCAGUUUUGUGAUGGAUGUUUCUCUGGCACUGUUGCCAGGCAGCAGAGCUCCUGUUCUGGCCUGUGGGGCUGAUAACUCUCAGGUGCAUCUGUAUGUGCAGUGCGACGGGCAGCUGCAGAAAGCCCUUUCACUGCAAGGGCAUGAGGACUGGGUUCGUGGAGUGGCAUGGGCAUCUCUAGGUGGGGAGCUGUUAUUAGCCAGCUGUUCACAGGACUGUCUCAUCAGAGUGUGGAGGCUGUGUGCCAAGUCUGGGACAGACGCCCGCACAGAGGACGAUCACACCAUCAUCAAAAUGAAAGAGGAUGUUUUUGAAGUGAAGGAGGGAGGUGUGUCCUCAGUGUUUGCUGUGUCUCUUGAGACGGUCCUGGCAGGCCAUGAGAACUGGGUUUAUGGAGUCCACUGGCAGCCUCCUCUCUACAAAGAUGGUGAGCUGCAACAACCUCUCAGUCUGCUGUCUGCCUCCAUGGAUAAAACCAUGAUCCUCUGGGCCCCCGAGGAGGGAUCCGGAGUCUGGGUGGAGCAGGUGCGUGUGGGGGAGGUUGGUGGCAACACGUUGGGUUUCUACGGCUGCCAGAUGAGCCCGGAUGGAACCAUGAUCAUAGCUCAUGCUUUUCAUGGAGCGCUGCAUCUCUGGUGCAAGGACCAAGACAACGAGGGAGAGUGGAGGCCUGGGGUUGUGAUAUCGGGUCACUUUAAUGCAGUCCAGGACCUGAGCUGGGAUCCUGAGGGUGAGUUCAUCCUCAGCGUGGGCUCAGACCAGACCACCAGACUCUUCACUCCAUGGAGGAAACAAGAUGCCAAACAGGAAACCUGGCAUGAAAUCUCACGGCCCCAGAUCCACGGUUACGACAUGCAGUGUCUGGCGAUGGUCGGAAGGUUUCAGUUUGUCUCUGGAGCUGAUGAGAAGGUCCUGCGAGUGUUUCAGGCACCUCGUAAUUAUGUGGAGAACUUUGCCAACAUUUCUGGGACUUCAAGGGAAAAGCUUUUGACAUCUAGUGACUCUGCCAACCUUCCAGAGGGAGCCAGCACACCUGCCUUGGGUCUGUCCAACAAGGCCAUAUUUCAAGGUGACCUUGUCCCAGAAACCAGUGAAGAAAAGGAGCAGUUCAGCAGUGUAUCUGAUCAAUACAAGGAGUCGUACUUUCAUCCACUCAUCAUGAAUGAGCCCCCACCAGAGGAUCAUCUGCUCCAGAACACACUCUGGCCUGAGGUCCAGAAACUGUACGGUCACGGCUUUGAGAUGUUCUGUCUCGCAUCAGACAGUGCCAGGACGGUGGUGGCCUCUGCAUGCAAGGCAUCUAAAGCCGAGCAUGCAGCAAUCCUGCUGUGGAGUACAGCAACAUGGCGUCAGCUGCAGGCGCUGCCGUGCCACAGCCUCACCGUCACCCAGAUGGCCUUUUCACCCGACACAUGUUUCCUGUUGGCUGUUUCCCGAGAUCGCACCUGGUCUCUAUGGCGACGGAACCUGCCCACAACUGAAAGUGCCGAAGCCCAGUUCUCACUGUAUGCGCACACAGGGAAGGACACAGCUGUACACAGCCGAAUCAUCUGGUCGUGUGACUGGAGCCCGGACAGCAAAUACUUUGUGACAUCCAGUCGAGACAAGAAGGUGAUAGUGUGGGGCCCGUGCAGAUUGGAGGACUCUGUGGACUCCGCGCUUCCUCCUCAGAUUAAACCCUGUUCCUCCAUCUUGGAUGUGGGCGAUUGUGCUACUGCGGUGGCUUUCUGCCCCGUACUCUGUUCUGAUAACAGCUACCUGCUUGCAGUAGGCCUGGAGUGCGGCAGGAUCUUGCUGUACAAGUGGAGCCCUGACCAGGAGCCUGCUGGGGGACACGACUGGAGCAGCUGUGCAGAAACAGACAUCUCACAAAGCCACACUUUGGCAGUCAAGAGGCUCCGCUGGAGGCCCAGGACUGGCCGAGUAGGUCGAGAGAACAACAAGAAGGAUGGACAGCCUGACAGAGAGAGUGAAAGUGAGGAGGAGAGCUCCUGGGUCCAGCUUGCCAGCGCCAGCGCCGACCACUCUGUCAAAAUCUUCAGCAUCAACAAGCGGGCGCUUUAGCACCACCAACACUGACACUAUUUUGUCUCUUGCACACAGAGAGACACUUAGACUGAGGGCCACAAGCCUGACUGUUGCACCAAGGCCACAGCUGCUCGCUGGCAAGCCAUUCACUCUCUGUGACAGCCAGUUAAGUCAUGGGUCAGUCGCAAGACAAACCCACAGCACACAUGCCCUGCAGUCUGUCUGCACACAGCUGAACGGAUUUGAUGGGUGGAAGCAAGAUGGUGAAAACACCAUGACCCCAGGAUGGAAUUUUGCUUAGACAGUUUUGAAUUGAGAGAAGAAGAUGCUGCUGGAUAUCUGCACAGAUCACGUAUUACACUCUUUAUCCAAGUAAAUAUUUAUACGGCUUUUGAGUAACAAAUCGAGAAAGUGAUCUGAUCAGUAUGGUCAUGCUGUUCUUCCUGGUUGUUGAGGCUGUCAUUGAUCUCACAGGCGUAUUGUGUGUAUUUGUUUUAUUACAAAUAAAUUAAAUCUUUUGUAUAUCCAAA
Molecule: messenger RNA, 3057 nt
Organism: Scatophagus argus
Lineage: Eukaryota; Metazoa; Chordata; Actinopteri; Scatophagidae
Gene: elp2
Product: elongator acetyltransferase complex subunit 2
Exons: 22
Coding region: 44-2563 (839 amino acids)
Biological process (GO): tRNA wobble uridine modification
Cellular component (GO): elongator holoenzyme complex
Molecular function (GO): protein binding
Source: RefSeq, a predicted model, not a curated record